UUCAGUACCAUAUCCUGCAGAGACCUAGUGCCAUUCCACCUGAGUAAUGGUAAGGAUUGCUUGGCAGUGAUUGAUCAUGAAACCUCCUCUGCAGUGAUCUGUGGAACUCCACAGAUGGGCUACCAGCUACUGAACUACCUGGGAACUAGUCGUGCAGUUGAGGCAGCUGCAUUUACCUUGGGGAAGACUUACCUAGUUGUGCUAGAGGAUGACUCCUUCAGCUCUUCCUCAAAUUUGAAGCUCUUCAAAUAUGAUGUCAACACUAUGGCUCUGGAGUUCAACCAUGACCUACAAAAGGCUUCACACCUUGAUGCCCUGGCUGGCAAGAAUGAAGCUUAUGUAGCAGUAACUCAUCGUACCUCCCCUAUUGCCGCCGGGAGUGUUGACAUCUUCACUAUCAAUGAUAAAGUCUGGUUCUGUGGAGAUGGAAAAAAUGCAGACCUUGAAGGUGCCUGGUGCUUUGGCAAGUAACUUGGGAGAAGUGUCCAAGUAUGAAAUGGGUCUCUUCGUCCAGACAGAGCAUGGUGUUCAUGUGUACGUCUUGAAGGGAAUGCAGUUUAUGCACGAAAGGAUGGUGAAAACUGUACCUGCACGGAAACCCUUCUCAUUCCCAUUCUACCAUACGGGCCAGAAUACCACCUUCCUUCUGUACGCUGGCAGUGAGGUUGAAGGUGGACACCUAGAAGGGAGUGCAAGAGCAUAUGAAGCGGUCUACAGGCCUUAGUUUUAAUCUUUUAAAAUAUAUUUAAUUAGAACUCC
Penaeus indicus is the source of this 759-nucleotide messenger RNA. RefSeq lists its product as uncharacterized. Lineage: Eukaryota; Metazoa; Arthropoda; Malacostraca; Decapoda; Penaeidae. The coding region runs from base 115 to 471 and encodes 118 amino acids. The record is from RefSeq and is a predicted model, not a curated record. The transcript has 6 exons.